AUGAGCGUCGAUCCCCUCGCGCCCCCCGAUGACGGCCGACUGGAGCUGCAGCGCCUGCUGAAGGAGAACAGAGAGCUGCGGGAGGCCAACGCGGCGCUGCGUGUCGCGUCGGAGAUGAAAGUUGCUGGCACCAGCAGUAAGGGAAGGUCUGCCGCUACUACUGGUGCUGCGGCCGGUAUUGAGUCUGAGCGGGCGAAAGGGGACGGAAGCGAGGCUAGUGAUAAACCGACGCCGAACACGGCACAGCUACGGAAGUUAAAGGAAGAGUUGCAGCGUACCAAGGAUGAGUUGAUACGCGCUCAAGAUGAACAGCGACAGGCGAAGGAGGGGUACAACCAGCUGAAGUCUGUUUUUGAAUCCUUUGUAGUGGAAGUUUGUGAGCGUGAGGAGGCGUGCAAGCUUGUAUUCGUCAGGGUUCAUGAAGAGAUUGAGGAGCAGAAGAAGCUUUGUGAAGGUUUGCGGCGACAACUUCAGGAGCGUUUGUCUACUGCUCCUGCUCCUGUCCCUGCUGCUCCGGUUCCUGUUCCUGUUGCUCCUCCUCCCGCACCGGCCCCUGCAGUUGUUGGUGUCGAUCCUUCCUCGUUACACGACCUCGUUGACAGCCUUCAUGGUUCGAUUAAAGAGCUUGAGUAUCGUUUGGGGUACAGAGCGGAUGCAGGAAGCCGCCACGCCGCGUCAGUAGCUGUUGCGCGUCCACCAAGAGGGAGACCACAGGCUGUCGUAGCGGCCAAUCUCUCGCAUCCUUCGGGCGUACAAACCCAACCACAUGAGCAGGAAGAUCAGGAUCAGCAUCAACAUCCGGCCCAGCAUCAACAUCAGGCCCAGCAUCAACAUCAGGCCCAACAUCAACAUCAGGCCCAGCAUCAACAUCAGGCCCAGCAUCAACAUCAGGCCCAGCAUCAACAUCAGGCCCAGCAUCAACAUCAAGAUCAGCAUCAGCGGCAGGUGCAGAGCCAGCAGGAGUUGCAGAAGACACCGCAUCUGGUGGUGCCGGUCCGCGGGGCGGGGGCGCUGCGUACCACCACUGCAGCGUCGAGCUCGCAGAGCGUCACCGUUGAGCGCAAGAAGCGUGGACGGAAGAAGCGCGAUGACACGGAGGUGACGAAGCGGCACGCGGCCGAGACGCCUGCGCAGCCCAGCGCGGAGGCGCUCUUCAAGGGCUUCACGCCUAGCGCAGUGAGGCCGAAGGGGUCAGUGGUGAAUUUCGGUAGUGAGCCCAUUACGGACUACUUGGGUCUUCUGGAGAAGACGGGUGCAAGCAACGUGGAUGCUCUUCGGCGCGAGCUGAUGAAGUUCUGCGCCUCGAACGUGAGCGUCCUCGCGUCAUACGCCGUUGAGCACUUCCUCAGCAAGGCCGUGCUUGCGGCCCCGGUGAUAACGCUCUGGAAGCACACCGAGCAGGUGAUGCGGAUCGGCAAAGAUGUCUUCCGCGCGUUCGUGGCGCAGGCGGUGCGGAAACUUGUGCGCCUUCUCGGCCCCGACAGCGCGGUGGCGCUUGACCACAGCCCACAGCUGCGGUGCCUGGCGCUGGCGCUGCGCAUGGCGUGCGCGGUGCAGCUGCGGGACACCGCCCAGGGUGAGGACGCACUUUUUGUUGCGUUCUACGAGUGUACUGUGAGUGCGCUGCGCACCUGGCGGGCUAGCGGGCUGGUGAGUGAGCAGCAGCACGUUCUCAGCACGUGGAUGGUCGCUGUCCAGCACCUCUGCGGGUUCGUUGAGGAUUUCCACAUGGUGAUACGCUACCACGCCAACUCGGAGCGUGUGCUCGAGGCACUCACGCUUCCUAAUUCUCUUUCACGCUACGCAGUGCAAGCAGUGAUGACAUCCUGUUACUUUACUGCCUCGCCGCAGUCGUCAUCGGCACCGCCUGCUACUUCUUCUGGUGCUGCUGCGAACGCGGAGAGCUGGAUAGCCUUCUGCGACGCCAUGGACUGGAGCCGCAGCGAAUUGCCGUCAGAUAUGAUUGGGUCCGCUGCUGCAAGGAUUCUCUCUCACUCAACAGACGUGCAGCGGAGGGGUGAGGCGCUUCUCUCUCUUCGACUCUUGGUGCUUCAAAAGGGACUCAGCUUCCUACAGGCGCUCACAGAGGAGCUACGAGUCUCCGGUGGCGAUGUUGACAUUGAUGCGGUCUUUGCAGAAUUGUUUAGCCUCGCCGUCGUUGAUCUGCAACUGGAAGACCCGCGCGACGAACAAUGGGGCCGUGCCAUAGCAUUCUUUGCGGAAUACCUCAGCACAAGCUCUGUGGAGCAGACGAAAUCAGCGGAGGAGCUUCUCGCUACGUGCAAGGACACACACCUGUUAGUCCUGCGGGCUGUACUGCAGCUCUGCCACGGUGCGGGCAGGGUCACAGAGGAGGGAGCUGAGCACCUCGCGAAGGCGCUCCGCUGGGUGAAGGCGCUCAACGUGGUGCUCGAGCGGUCCGCGCGCGAGAAUGAGGCCUCGGCAGCAACGCACCCGCUUCGGCGGACGCUGCUUGGACAGGAGCUGCGCUAUCUGUGCCAACAGGAGCUGUAA
This is a messenger RNA of Trypanosoma grayi, 2514 nucleotides long. RefSeq lists its product as hypothetical. Bases 1 to 2514 code for a protein of 837 amino acids. NCBI's taxonomy places the organism in Eukaryota, Euglenozoa, Kinetoplastea, Trypanosomatida, Trypanosomatidae. The record is from RefSeq and is a predicted model, not a curated record. The transcript has a single exon.